AAUACCUCAAUGCAUGCAACGUCCACGCAAAAAGCCCGCAUUCAGGGGACUUGCGAUUUCCUCGACAGCCAAGGCAUUAGAUAUAGCCACAACGAUGUCUUCAGAUUCCACGGGGUCAGCAAAUGCACCGGCUGGAGGAUUCUCAAACAACCUCGAGAUCAAGAGGCC
Parathielavia appendiculata is the source of this 168-nucleotide messenger RNA. RefSeq lists its product as uncharacterized. Lineage: Eukaryota; Fungi; Ascomycota; Sordariomycetes; Sordariales; Chaetomiaceae. The record is from RefSeq and is a predicted model, not a curated record. The annotation marks the transcript as partial. The transcript has a single exon.